AUGAUAUUUCAUUUAAAUACCGAAAAAUGGACUAUUGAAAACAACUACGUCGUUUCAGGAAUUCCAUGUGAAAAGUUUGAGAAUUGUAUUUGGAAAGGGGUAGUAAAUAGUGAUAAGAGCUUAUUCGCAAUUUACUUGAAACACUUGAGCCCAUUGCAUAACUCUUUCUUAUUAUAUGUAUAUUCAAUGAAAAAUGGUCUUCAAGUAUCAUCAAGGCAAGUCGUACUUGAGGGUGAAGACAUAAAAAUUCAAUUUUUAGAAAGUAAUAAUCUUGAGGUUUUGGUCUUAUAUUCAUUAGACAAAGAAAAUGAGAGGAUUAUUUACAUGAUUAUGGAUCCCUAUGAGACCGCAUACGAAUGUGUAGAUGAAUAUGAUAUCCAAGAAUUCUUACCCCACGGUUCCAAAGUUACAAAUUACACGAUUGUUGAACCACCAACCUCUCAAUAUAGUAAAGUUAUACUUAGCUGUGGCGGAAAAAUCAAAUUGAUAGAUUUUAUCGUUCCUGAGAAAAUUAUCAAAAUGCUUAAUGAGUUGUAUGAUCAGAUGAAGCGUAAUCCCAAUCUAGCAAUUUAUUCAAGCUUCAAAGUCAUAAGAGAUUCGUAUGAGGGAACGAUUAAAAAUUUCAAAAAAGAUGAUGGGAUUAUUGCCGUAGGAAAAAAAUUGAAAUGGAAGAUUAUCACGUUCGGAUCUUUAUUUGUUUAUAAUAAAACCGAACAAGAUAAGUAUGGCAUUUGUCAAAUUAAACAAAUCGAUCAGCUACAAAAUGAACCAAUAUUAGGACUCAAGAGGUUAAAGCUUGACAUUCAGGGACUCAUAAUUCUAGAUAAUGAUGACCUUGUAUGUUACGACAAAUCUGGAAUCAUCAUUUUUGGCUUUAAUGAGACAUCUAGUAAUAUUGUUCUUAAAUAUUUUUAUCAUGAUGUUAGAACAUUUCUUAAUUGCAAAAGUCUUCCGAGCCCAAACUUGAACCUUCUAAACAAUCUAGACGAAGAUAUUUCAUGUAUAAUCAGCGAACUUCUGCAUGCAAGAAAGUAUAUCAUAGAAAUGAGCGAUGAAAUGAUUAAUAAUGCUAUUAUUUAUAAUGAACGUGAGAUGUUACGUACUUGCCUAUACAAAUUAUAUGAAUUACUUACCAACGAUAUUGUGAAUCAUUAUAGAUUCUGCAGCUUUAUCACAAAAUAUCUGCAAAUGUUAAAUUUGGAAUUUAAUACUUAUUACUCAAGGUUUAUAUCCAUUACUUUAAUCGUCCCAAAUCCUUGCAUCCAUAAAACUUAUUUUUCUGAUCGAACCAAAAUGGUUGGUUAUACUGAUCAUCCGAAUACCGUACAAGUAUAUAAACAUAAUGACUUUCAAAAUGUUUGGAAUUCUAUCCUCAAUUUUUGUUGCAGUACGAGUUAUAAAAAAGCUCAAAGCACGAGGGUAAUUAGUUUAAUCAUUCCUUACUUGGGUUUUACGAAAUAUCCCCCGAAAUAUAAUUUCUGGUCUGACUUGUUAAAACCAAAAGGGAACCAAUUUGUUGCUAUGGAUGACAAAAUAUUUUACGAAUGUUGGAAUGCUGAGGCAUUGCUUAAUUUCAAAUGGAAUACUUUUGGAAAAUAUUACUUUUUUCUCAUGUGGGGAAGUUUUUCCACGUUUUUGCUUACAUUUGGGAUUGUUACAACCUUGUCUUCAUCCGUUAUAUCAAAUGACGGAAGAGAUAUUGCUUUAUUGAUUAGCAUUAUUCUCGGUUUAAUUCAUAUCGUUCAUGAAAUUAGACAAAUCAUCUGGGAUUGGACGAAAUAUAUCACAGAUCCAUGGAAUUGGUUUGAUGAACCUGUUGUUAAUGUUGACCCAAAUAACCCUUGGAAUCUUGUCACCGAAUAUAAAUCGGUUUCACCAAAUGGUCAAAUCAGUUCCGAACCUAUUCUGAUUCAACAACCCGAAGAUUCUUUAAAUCAAUUUUCCACUUAUGAAACUUCACUUUUUGCCAUGUAUCUGUUCUUGACGGGAGAUUCAUCAGCGCUUAGCUCAUGGUCAUAUAAGGCAAACCCUUUCAUGGCGAUCUUGUUAACAUUGUUUUCAUUCUUGGUUGUAAUAUAUCUCAUGAACUUAUUUAUUGGAUUACUUAAUUUGGAGAUUGAGGAAAAUCGGUCACAUUCGUUAUUCUUGCUUCAAAAAGCAAAGGUUUUGGCCGAAAUUGAGAUGUUUCUUUUGCUUCCCAAUCAACGAAGAUGGAGACAUUGGUUUCCAGAUGUGAUAUAUUACGAAGCCCCAAUUGAAGAUGUUAAACAACUGAUCACAAAAAUAGAUUACAGUCUACCAUCGAAUAGCACGCCACACAUCUCUAAUGAAUUAAGAAGGUUGGCAGAUAUGGAAGUCCUUAAUAAAGGACCAAUGACAAAAGCUGAUUGUGAUAAUUUAAUGACGAAAUCCGAUUGUAAAGAUUUAAUGAAUAGAUUCAUGACUAGAGAUGAUUGGAAAAAUUCCAAAAUAGAAUUACUUAACGAAAUCAGAAUCCUUUUAGAUGAAAAUUUUGGCGGAAAAGGAAAAGAAAAUUUCGAAAAAAGCGAUAGUAACGAUGAUUUAAUAAUUAAUAUUAAAGACAAUUAG
Molecule: messenger RNA, 2589 nt
Organism: Funneliformis caledonium
Lineage: Eukaryota; Fungi; Glomeromycota; Glomeromycetes; Glomerales; Glomeraceae
Source: the annotation of a GenBank genome assembly